AUGACCUCUUUAACGGUAACUGCGUACACACGUACGUUUAUUCAUUACUACCAACUAAUUACUAUUAAUCAUAAUGCAAUUCUUCGAUUGGUGACAAACAUUGAUCAUGAUGAAGAUCCAGAAGAAUUUGUUGCAAAACAAACGCAACCAGAAGACAAAUCAAAAAAGUCCACGAAAGAUUCGAAAACAGCUACUAGCGCUACAACUAGAAAAACAAGCGCUAAAACGACAACAACUAGUAGUGCAACAAAUGAAACUGCUAAUACAACAAGAACAAACAAAGAAAAUUUCACGGGAAAGUCAACAACGAAUGUUCACCGAGGAGGACAACAAUCAAAUGUCUUGAGUGAUAAUGUCAAUCAACAAACACGUAUUGACAGUGGACGAGGUGGCGGUCGUGGUUUCUCUAGAAGAGGUACCGGUCAAGAUCGACCAGCGUAUGAAGGUGGCAGUCGGGGCGGUGGGCCGCACCGUUCCCAGCGUUUUCAACGGUUCGAAGGACAACAAGGAUCACAUGAAGCUCGUAGUUUCGAACAAACGGGCGAAGUUGGUGAAGGCGGAAAUAAUAACCAACGAUUUGGUGGUUAUCAAGGACGUGGGCGCGGCGGUGAUCGUGGUCGUGGGUCGCGUGGAACAUUCUACAACCGUAACUUUGAAGGAGGUCGCGGCCGCGGUCGUGGUGGCCGUGGUUAUUUCAAUAAUCGAAACGCUGAUGAAAGUUCACAACAACAACAACAACAACAGCCACAAACACAAGACAUUAGUCAAUGGCAGCCUAAUACUGAUUCAACCUCUGAAAACGCCAGUGCUGAACCAGCUAAGACUACCGGCCAAGAAUUCGAUGCUGAUCAAACAGUACAAGAUCGAUCAUUGGAACCAGAUGGAGUGCGUCGAGGCGGUCGUGGACAUUUUCGUGCUCGUACAUUUCGCAGUAACCGUAAUUUUGAUCAAGAUCGUCAAUAUCAACAUGAUCAAGAAGGUGGUCAAGAAGAAUACCGUCGUAAUCGUCGUCAACAUGAUCGCCAACCGCGUUCAUAUACUUCAGGUGUUAAACCUGUCGAGAAGAAAGAUGGUGAAGGUGCUCACAACUGGGGUAACGCUGCUGAAAUACCUGAUGUAGAACAAGCAGCCGAUGACUCGAAUGAAACAGCAGACCAAGCAGCGUCAACAUCGAAAAAUUGGUCCGAUCAAGUCGACGAAGCCGAGAAAAAACAACUAACAUUGGACGAAUACAAAAAACAAAUAGAAGAAAAGAAACGAUUACAUCAAGAAAAGUUACCGCAAUUCAAUCCUCGUGCUGCAGGUGAAGGCGAAGAUCCCAAAAAUUGGCAGUUCAAACAUGAGUAUCGAAAGAAGAAUGAUAAUGAGGAUUCAGAAGAAGAAGCAGAAGAAGGAAGCGGUACUGAAGAAGAAGAAAAUGAAGAUGAAGAUGAACACGUUAGUGGAAAGAAAAGACUUAUUACAAUUCCACUUCAUUUCAAUCCAACCGAAUUGUCACGUGGCGGUUCAUUUGGGCCCAGAGGUGGACCACGCCGAGGUGGCCGUUAUCGUGAUCGACCAUAUCGGGAUGAUCAACAACGAUCUAAAUCGCCAAACCAACAACAAUCACCAACAUUUGAACAGACCGAUGAAAAUCGUUUUGACGAUCAACAACAAAAGCCAUAUCGUGGUGGUGCAAGACAAGGGCCUGGCCGUACUGAAUAUCGACGACCAUACGGAAAUUCUGCUCGUGGAUCGCGCGGCGGAUAUAAUCGAUCUCAUGCCAACCCUAAUACACCUGAUUUCCACAAUACUCUCGAUUUCCCAACUCUUCCAAAACAAUAA
This is a messenger RNA of Adineta ricciae, 1824 nucleotides long. The record is from the annotation of a GenBank genome assembly. NCBI's taxonomy places the organism in Eukaryota, Metazoa, Rotifera, Eurotatoria, Adinetida, Adinetidae.